Amphiprion ocellaris (clown anemonefish) is the source of this 6732-nucleotide messenger RNA. Its product is annotated as voltage-dependent L-type calcium channel subunit beta-4-like. Gene Ontology annotation, cellular component: voltage-gated calcium channel complex. Gene Ontology annotation, biological process: neuromuscular junction development; chemical synaptic transmission; calcium ion transmembrane transport. The record is from RefSeq and is a predicted model, not a curated record. Gene Ontology annotation, molecular function: protein binding; high voltage-gated calcium channel activity. NCBI's taxonomy places the organism in Eukaryota, Metazoa, Chordata, Actinopteri, Pomacentridae. The coding region runs from base 418 to 1929 and encodes 503 amino acids. The transcript has 13 exons.
GCUCUGCUGCUGCUGCUGCUGCUGCCGCUGCUGCUCUCGCUGUGUAUAUGUAUAUGUGUGUGUCUGUGUGUGUGUGUGUGUGUGUGUGUGUAAGCCUGAUGAAAUGAAAUGCCAGGAUUGGGCUACCUCCAGGGAGAGCCUCUCCAUCCUAUAAUGUGAGCCAGCCAGCAGCACUUGGGGAUCAGGGAGAAGCUGCAUCCAUCAAGCGACGGGGCUCUGAAGGACCGGGCGUGAUCCAACGGGAGGGGAGAUAUUUUUUUAAAUUAUUCUUCUCUGCCGUGGAGAGAAGGGAUUGUCGUCAUCCCCCUAUCCAUCCUUUUUUUUCUCUCUCUAGUGCCCCCUCCUUCCUCCUCCGCCUCCACUCUCAUUUUUUCCCCCUCAUUCUUCUAGAGGCGCUCGUUGGAAUAUCAAACCUCCAUGUAUGACAAUUUGUACCUGCAUGGAUUUGAAGACUCGGAGGCGGGCUCAGCUGAUUCGUAUACUAGCAGACCAUCAGACUCAGAUGUCUCUCUGGAGGAGGAGCGGGAGGUGCAGGCCCAGGUCCAGAGCCAGAGCCCAAGCCAGAGCCAAGGACCGGGACAGAGUCGUCAGGAGAGGGAGCAGCAGGCCGCCGUUCAACUGGAGAGAGCCAAGACUAAACCUGUGGCGUUUGCUGUAAGGACCAAUGUCAGCUAUUGUGGCGCUUUGGAUGAGGAUGUUCCAGUACCAGCCACAGCCAUCUCCUUUGAUGCCAAGGACUUCCUCCACAUAAAAGAGAAGUUCAACAAUGACUGGUGGAUCGGUCGGUUAGUGAAGGAGGGCUGUGAGAUCGGCUUCAUUCCCAGCCCUCUGAAGCUCGAGAACAUUCGACUCCAGCAGGAGCAAAAGAGAGGACGAGUCCAAGGUAAGUCUGGAGGGAACUCUUCUUCCAGUGUAGAGGAUGAGGUAUCUGCCUCUAUCCGACCACUCAUUUCUUCGGCAGGAAAGCAGAAACAGAAAGUGACGGAGCACAUCCCCCCGUAUGAUGUGGUUCCCUCCAUGAGGCCAGUAGUGCUGGUGGGACCCUCGCUCAAGGGAUAUGAGGUAACAGACAUGAUGCAGAAAGCACUAUUCGACUUUCUCAAGCACAGAUUCGAUGGCAGGAUAUCUAUUACACGAGUUACAGCAGAUAUAUCUUUGGCCAAGAGGUCUGUUCUCAACAACCCCAGUAAGAGAGCCAUAAUUGAAAGAUCCAACACUCGCUCCAGUUUAGCUGAGGUGCAAAGUGAGAUCGAGAGGAUCUUUGAGUUGGCGCGAUCUCUGCAGUUGGUGGUGCUUGACGCCGACACCAUCAACCACCCAGCCCAACUCCUCAAGACCUCCCUGGCCCCGAUUAUCGUCCAUGUUAAAGUCUCUUCACCAAAGGUUCUGCAGAGGCUAGUCAAGUCCAGAGGGAAGUCCCAGAGCAAACACCUGAAUGUCCAGCUUGUGGCAGCAGACAAAUUGGCCCAGUGUCCACCGGAAAUGUUUGACAUCAUCCUGGAUGAGAACCAGCUGGAAGACGCCUGCGAGCAUCUCGCCGAAUACCUCGAGGCCUACUGGAAAGCCACCCACACCUCGAUGGCCACCCCCCUAAACCCCCUGCUGGGACGCAACCUGGGCCCCACCACACUCACCCCCUACCCCACCAGCAUCUCUGGACUGCAGCAGAGCCAAAGAAUGCGACAGAGCAACCACACAGGAGACCAUUCCACCCCAAACGAACGGCGCAACCUGAUGACAUCGGACGAAAAUUACCACAACGAGCGGGCGCAUAAGGGACGCAACCGCAUGUCUUCUGGCUCGCAGCAUAGCCGAGAGCAGCAGGACCCGUACCAGGACUACCAGGACCCCUAUCAGGAUGCGUACAAGCCACAUCGCAAUCGCAGUUCACCGGGCAGCUACAGCCAUGACUCCCGGCACCGGCUCUGAGCCCACUUCUACCACCACCAGGGCCCAAAUGGCCCAGAUUCCUUCCAAAACAAACGCUGCAAUAGAGCAAAGGCGGUCCCAAAUUGUACCUUUCAGGUUUGUUUUCUUUACCUGGCUAUUUUUCUCUUUCAAAGUCAAACAAAACCAUGUUCAGGUAUUUGAUUUUAAUCAAGCUGUCAGGGCAACCCCCCGUCAAUCAAGCAGUCAGGAGGUUCAGGAUGCCAACAUUAGCGAAUACUGUCAAACCAGUUCCUUUAAUUUGUGUUCCUGGGACUUUUUGGGAUUGUACUAACACAGAGCUCAGCAGAUGUGCAGCGCAGAUUGUGCUUGUUGCCCGUGUCAGCAAGCUAAUUAUGGAUAGUGGUCAGAUGGUGAUGAUGUGUGGCCUUCGAAGUGCCUGGAACAUCGCACCAGGUCACAGGAAGUCCCCUGCACACAGACUGCUGAAGGCUGCUGCCCCCUGUCAUGGGCCAUGUAUAAAUCCUCUCACCAUUUAGCUUAUUGCAUGCUGAUAGAUGAUCAACCUCCGCAUCCACUUCACUGAUAUUUUGUACUUAGCUUUCUGGAUUCUCCCUUGAUGAGGUGUAGAUACGGAGGUCCAAUUUUCUAAAUCACCCAGUUGUGGAUAGACGGUUGGUGGUGGUUUGCGGUUCGGUGUGCAGACGAUAUCUGGCUGCUAGUUUUGAAAACUGGUGCUUCACAUUCCCAAACUAUUUUGCUAUUUGAAAGUCACUUUGAGCAAAGGCCAGCUUUUCUGUAGCAUAGCUUUAGGAUUUAAUUUGGGUGAAGACCCUCACCGUCAUAAGCAGAACAGAUUCUGAUGGUGCUGGGAUCAGAUCUCAGUUACACUGUAGGGGAAGGCAAUACUGCUUCUGUUCUCAACAGCUAGCACUUAGAAAGUUAGGGAAGGCAAUAGCUGUGACAGUGUGUCUGAUAGCGUAGUGAAAUACAAUAGCAAAAUACUACUUGAGAUGCAUUUGAUGUUGUUGAGAUGUGGACUGGCUUGAAAACCAAUGCUGUGAAAACCUCUUGAGCAAGUCGGAUAUUUUUGCCCCUUGUUUGAUAGACUUUAAAGAGCUGCUCCUGAAGCUGCAACCUGUUUUGUUUUUAUUAGCAUUGAAUUUAAAGAGGUUAAACACACAUACAGAUGUUGGUUGCCGGGAAGCCAUGCCAUUCGCUAUCAAAGUUCCUUUACUUGGUCUUAGGAAAGCGAAACAGCAAAAAUGUGACAUGGCAGGAUUGGUUGCAUCAUGUUCAUUCUCUGUGUAGCUGGCAUGUUGUCCUGACUGCAGAGCAUGUUCCCUCCAAACGUAAAAUAGAACCCUACUGUAAUCAACUUGAUGUUUGUAGAAGUAUGGGGCACCUUCAAAAAAAAAGAAGAAAAAAAAGAAAAUGAUGUCCCAAAUUUCAGAUGGAUGAUAACUCUGGAUCCCUGAGGUUUGUAACUCAGUCAAGACACUGAAACGACACAGAAAAAUAAUUCAAGCAUUGAUCAUUCAGAAAGAAUUGCAUGAUAUAAAAGUGGAGCCAUCCUAUUGAUAGAAGUUUCUGUUAUAUGGUAGAGAGUGCACUGAAAUAACUGACACAGCCCUGACAAAAAGGCUCAGAGUUUACCGAACACACAUGGUGCUUUGUAUGGAACUUGCUGCGAAUUGCUGAUGAUGUUUUUAAGCCUUGUUGUCAUUAUUUACUGUACAUAUUCUUUUAAGAAUUAUCUUGUGAAUAUGACUUAAUCAUCUUAUUAUCUCCAGAUAACAAACAGUACAGACAGAGAGUUUUUAGCCUGGAGAAGUAAAUUACACAGAGUAGAACAUUCUUAAUCUAAGUCUUAAUAUAGUUUAUCCGGAUUGGAGGUUAUUGGAGGUCUUGGAGCAAAUUCUUUUGGUCCAGUAUUUUGGGAUAAUGAGAUCAACAAGUUGAAAAAGGUAGUAAGUAUGACAAGUGGUGGUGGAUAUUUUAUUAUAAAACAGUUUGUAGUCUUGGGAUGAAAAGAUCGCAAGUCUUCUAUAAUUUUGGCUGCUCUUGGCUUCCAUAGUUUGAUCUCUUCAGGUCAAAGAAAACCGUGAUUUGCUUGUCAUCUGAUUCAUGUGUUAUACUGGCAGCGUGUCUUUAAUUUGUCCCUUAUUAUGUGUUAUUUUACACACAAAUAUCUUGUAGCAAAUGAGCAUACAUACAACUUCCUGUAUGACAUGACAAACAACACUAACCUUAGUUCAGGCUGUGAUUUAGUUGGAUUUUAUGAGGCUACACUGAAUUUGUAAUGCCACAAUAUUACAAAUCACAAGAAUUCACAUUAUUUUCUCUCAAUGUGUGUAGGACCAAACCUGACAAUUUAAAUGAACACCAAAAUAAACUAAAAUAUUAAUGAAAAUCAAAUUAAUUGAGAAAUAUAUUAAGAUUAACUCAAAUAAAUAGUAUUUAUUUGGUUAAAAAUGAAAAAAAAAUCUAUUCAUAAUUGUACAAAUUUGGGAAAUUACUUUAUACAAAUUCUUUUAUCUUAUUUAAACAUUUCAAGUUUGCUUUAAAACAUUUUUUUCCUAUAAAGUCAUGUUUGGUCCUUUAAUCACAGAAAGACAAAGCCGGUUAAAUAGAACUUUUAAAGUGGAAAAACAUAGCAAAGUGAGAAGAUGUUUUCCUGAUGUGCUCUCUACAUCAGAAAUGUACAGUAUGAAACAGAACAUGCUUGUCUAAAGAAUUUUCUUUGGCAUGUUGAAGCUACUUUUCACGUUUAGACUUCUUCCCUUCUGACAGAAAUGAUGUACAGUAGUUACUGCUGCAGCACCACAUUGGAUUGGUGCCUUACAAAGAGUGAAUUAAUGUCUAAUUUUUUUGUCUCAGAUCUAUACAGAGUGUUGUCUAAAUAGUUAAGAUUUGAGUGAAACUUUUUGAUCGGAAACUGCUUUGAAAAGAGCUGCUGCUUUUAAGGUGAUUUUCCAUUUUAAGAUCCGAUCAGAAAUAUGCAGAAUUGUCUCACAUGAUGUUAAAUAGCAAACUCAGUAAAUGUUAUAUGAGGAGUUCAGCAACAUUUCAGGGGCUUAUGAGAUAUUUUUUGAACUAACCAGACAAGAAAAAAAUCGAUUUAAUGACAUUUAAAAAUAUUUGCAACAUCUUUCUGUAAUAGCUACAUAUUGCAACUACAGAGUGCUUAAAGUUAGGAACUCCUGUAGCUGUUUUAUUACAAAAUGUGAGUGAUUUUAGGUUUGUGACAGAAGAACUGUUUGUCGUAUAUAAAGGGGGUCCUAUUUUCUGGAUCAUGGGAUGCAGAAUUGUUCAGUGUGUAGGUGAAUUUUCUGCUUUUAAUCUGCUUAUGUACUUCUCUUGGUCGACCUCCUGAAAAUCUUUUACUGUGAUUUGAUUCUUCAGAAAAUAGGCAGAAAUUCUGACCUAUAUACAAGAUAUUUGACUGUCCCUGAGAAUUUUACAGCCUGACACAGUUGCUAAUUUGUGAGGCCUAAUUAGAGAAAAAGAGAACAUGGCUGAAUGCCCCACUCCUCCCUGACCUGACGGUAAAUACUGAGUGUUCCCCUGGUUUAAACCAGCUCUUAUAUAUUUAGCUAAAUGCAAAACUAAGGUGCAAAAGAUCACUUUGUAUAGAUCUGGAUAAAAAAGAACUUGUAUAGCACAAAAGAGUAAGCAAAAAAAAAAGUGGUUUUUGAGCAACUGUUCCUACAAUGUGAAUCUGGUACAAGGGCACACGAUAUUUCUGAUUUCUUUUGCCCUUUCUGUUUAUUUCUUUGUUGUCCACUGGUUUGUUAAUGGACGGAAACACUAAGACUCCAGAUGAUAAAAGAAAGUGCAUAAUGCUACUGUUUACAAGCAGCUUCUCUGUCUCAUUGUGCCCACAUAGCAUAAAGAAAUCCCAUUGGUUGAGUGAACAGGGAGCCAUUUUACCAUUCGAAAUCAAACCAACCAAUGUCGAGCUGGGCUGCUUGAGACAAUCAGAAGGGAUUUCCAGACCAGCGUCCCACCAUCCCUCUCUUUGUGAAUGCCCUAAACAAUGAGAAAUGUUUGCCUAUUUUACGGAAUUAGAGCAGAACAAAACAACGCCACGCUCGCUCACAGACCUCAAAAAAAAGUCUGCUUUCUUUUAUUUUUGCCUUUACCUGUGGCCAAACUUUUGUCUCAAAACAAACAACAAAAAAAUCCGUACUGAUUUUAUUUUUUCACUGAUUAAAUCUCAAGGUGACCACAAAAUCCAGAACUUCUAGGGAGGAUUUUCUUUGGUAAAAUGUAAAAAAAAAAAAGAAAAAGAAAAAAGAAGCAAAAGAACAAACAUUUAUUCCAGUAGAAAAGUAAUAGAUGAAUAUUUGCUGGCGAUUAUUUUUAUAACAAAUAAAUGUACAUAAUGUCUUUGAGAGAUGCUAUUUGCUGUAUACAUGUGCUGAAAUGAGACGACAACAACCCAUGCGGGACUCCUGGGACAACAGCAAGGUCCAGUAUACAAAGUUUCAGUAAUGUGCAAUACAAAGCGGCAUGCUGGUUUAAAAUGAGGAACUUCAUGUACUGUACUAUGCAACCGCAAACUGUGUACAUCGCUUCAUUCUGUGGCUUCUCCAACCACCCUUUUCCAAGCAGCUUCAUCUGGACUUUUAAGGGAUUUUUUGUGUUGAUCGAUUUUUUUUUCUUUCUGUGGAAGAUGAAAACCUAAAGCGGCUAAUGCGGUAUUGCAUGCAUAUUAUACCAUUCUAAUUUAUAAAAAGUAAUUAAAAGAAAAAAACAUGAAAUUGGAGGUGAUUGUGUUUCAGGCAAAAGCUACAAGUGACUUAAAACAUUUGUUUUUAAAAAUAAAAGAGUCGUUCUACA